UACUCCAGUUGGCAGUGUGUAGUUUAAAAACUUUCAAGAGGGCUAGCGAGAGUAGUUGUCUGAAAAUAUUUAACAAAGUAUUAAGUGUUGGUUACUAUGAUGAAUUUUUCAGUUGGGCGUUUAGUCCUGAAGCAGUCUAGUCAGCAGCUAGUCCAUUGGUUUAGUUCCUUACAGUUAGGUGAAGAACAAAAUUAUCAACAUGCAGUAUGAUGUGAAUACUUCAAGAGUGGUAGCUAUUACAUUUUUUACUUUCUACAUAGCUGGUAAAAUGUGUUUAGUACCAUUUUUAACGUUGUCAUUUCGACACAUGGGCUUUUCUUCGACUGAAACUGGUCUUAUACGUGGGAUUGAAUCACUUCUAGGAACAUUCCUCGUAGCUACCUUAAUUCACUGUGCAAAACUCAAAUGUCAACGAAGACCGCUGAUGACAAGUGCCUUAUUUGUAGCGGUGCUUGCUUAUUUAUCACUGAUGUUAGCUCCGUAUUUGGUAACAAAUGUUGGGAUAAAUCGGUUCGACUUUAAUGAUAGUCUGAAGGAAGGAUAUAAUCAUUCACAAGCUAUUCUGCCAGAAUCAGGUAGUUUACAAGAAAACAUUUUACAGCCAUCCAUUAACAUGUUAACAGAUUCAGCUGAGAAAAACCACAGUUUUCUUUCCUUGUCUAUAUCUGUAGUGUCAAACCUUACAAGUACUUUUUCACCUGUAACAUUAUCCUUAAAGCCCAUCUUGCGUGAAAGUACUAGUGAGGUUGGUAAUGCCAAUAUUACCCAGCUACCUCUAAGUAUAGUGACCUAUCCUCUUCAGAUAAAUGAUAGUGAAACAGUUUAUACUGUACUGCAGAUUGAAUCAAAUAGUACUGGUGAAAAUAAUUCAGUUUCUUUGUAUGGUAAUGAAAAAUCUAAUCAAAAUACCCAACAUAAAUUAAUUUUACAACAUCCAAAUAGUAAUCAGAAAACAUUCAAUAAAAAUCUACAGUUAUUGUCUAAUCGUAAUCAUAGUAUAGGGUUUCCAGGAAUGCAAGCAUUUUCAAAAGAAAUUAAAAACCAGUCUAAAAGAUAUUUUUGGAGAAGAUCACCUUCAGAUGGGCAAGAGAAUAAGCUGAAACCUGAAAACACUGAUACAACUAGUUUCUUCCAUCUGCGAACAAAAGCAGCAAGUGGACAUCGAAAAAAUGAAAGUUUAGUUGCAAAUUCUUUUGAGAAUAAAGAAAAAAUUGGUAGAGAGAGAUUAUCCACAGAAAAUAUAACCAGACAUGAAAGAUAUUUGUCUCAAAAUACUGGCAAUAGUAGGGUUGAACAUAUUUUGCUAUUUUGUUUCAUUUUGGCUUUGCUUUUAUUGGGGAGUACGAUGGUUAAUACUGUAGACAGACUAACGGAUGAUUCGUGGUUUGAGUUUUUGGAUGAAAUAGAUUACAUAGAAAAGUAUGGGGAGACUUGUAUCUAUGUUUGUGUUUCUGCAGUUGGUGCUUCUGCUGUCUUUAUCCUUGGAGUAAUUACUGUUUACAUUUUUGAAGAUGCGAUGUUUAACUUGAGUCACUUCUACGUUCAUUCUUGUGCUCUCGGACUUCUUUUUGCAGUUGCUUUUGGCAUAUUGUUUUGGUUUCCAGUUCCUCAGACAAAGGGAUCGUUUAUUCAUGACCAAACUAAAUCUCUUAAAAGUUUCAAAGUCAUAUUUAGAGAUGUUCGGACAGUACUGACUAUUGUGACUGUUAUAUUUUGCGGCUUUUGGUUUGCUUGCUUUCGUGACUAUCGUCUGUGGUACCUGGAAGACCUUGGUGCUGAUGAAUAUAUUUUGAGUGCAGCUGUUGCUGUGGGGCUAGCUUCAGAAAUUCCUAUCCAUGUUUUUUAUAAAAACAUUAUAAAGAAACUAACUGUAAAUGGAAGUCUUUCUCUGACAGUUCUAAGUUACAGCACAAUGUUUUUCUUGAUAUCUUUCAUUCCUUCCCCAUUAGGUAUUGUAUCUAUGCAUCUUUUGGAAGGAAUUUCAAAUGCAUUAAUGUGGAGGGCAGUUUUUUCUUUUAUUGAUCAGAUUUCUAAUCCAGGCAUGGACCGACACGUAACCACCUUGUUUUAUGCUUUGCAUGGGUGUGUGGGCCAGUCGAGUGGAGCGUUCUUUGGUGGUUUUUUGUACAACUAUGUGGGACCAGUUCGAAUGUUCCAAGUUGGAGCAAUUUUUGCUGCAACAUGGAGUUUUUUGUUUUUCGUUUCCCAGCGCUAUCUUCCAACUCUUCAGAGACGCACAUAUUCAAAGAUACUUUUUGGAGAAUUACACAAUGAGAGAGAAGACAAGGGAUUUUAUCGAGCCUUAACUUCUGAUAGUGAUGAGGAAUUUUUAGAUUCAUAAUACUGGCUCAAAUUUGUCAACAUAACUGCCAGAAUGAGACAGCAAUUCAUAAUAAUUGAGAUAAUUAAUGUUUAUAUUUAGCUAUUUUAUUAUAAUUAGUUUUUCAUUAAAUACAUGACAAGAUUUAACAGGCUUGUUUCACCAUGUGAUACGAUUUUUUAUUUCAUCCAUGAGCUGUCAAGCUUUUUAACAAUCUCAUCAGCAGGUGAUAAUUAUGCAGUGUUUGACCUAAAAUUGUGAAAAAAAAUAGCAAAUUUAGUAAUUGUUUUCAAAUUUUAUAAAUGAAAACCUAGCCUACCAUGUGAUUACGAGAUCUUAAAACUAUCGAAGUACAGUGGUGUUAUUGAAGGACUUUACAGCUGAAUGAAACAAAAAAUAUUUUUUAAGAAGAUAUAUUUGACCAUAUGUAUUUUUUGUUGCAUUUUGGGUUGAUAUGGUAGUUAUAUAUAAGAGCAAAAAAUAUUUUUCAAUUACUUUUGACAUAAAAUAUUUUCAAUUUUAUGUUUUGUGGAAUACAAGUAAUUAAUAUUAACUUACAAUUAGAGCAAGCUACGUUACAUAGACCAAAACUAAAAAUUAACGGCCAAUCGGGUUGAACACAUGGAUGAAGACAAAACAUUCUUAGGGUUAAAAUUCAAUCCAGACACGCAGUCCAAAAG
Messenger RNA from Limulus polyphemus (Atlantic horseshoe crab), 3000 nucleotides. RefSeq names its product major facilitator superfamily domain-containing protein 6-like protein A. The record is from RefSeq and is a predicted model, not a curated record. The coding region runs from base 200 to 2341 and encodes 713 amino acids. Gene Ontology annotation, cellular component: membrane. NCBI's taxonomy places the organism in Eukaryota, Metazoa, Arthropoda, Merostomata, Xiphosura, Limulidae. The transcript is spliced from 2 exons.